UUUCAUUUUUAUAAAAACCGCCUAAAUUUUCAUUUCAAAAUUCGCCAUUUUCACCUCUCCCAAAACUUUAUUCACCUUUUCAGUCCAUCUUCAACCUCUUCAAAAGUACACACUCUCCACCAUUGUUGCCUCCACCUAAACGACACCGUUUCAGAUAAAAAGAUUAAAGAUGCCGGAAGCAAGAGAUAGGUUAACAAGAUCAAACAACGGAGUUACAGAGAUGUACGAUCGUCGUCGAACAGCAAUCGGAAGCAUUGGAAUCUUUCUGGAUGAUGAAACCGAAGGGAGUAUUAAUCUGACUCCGUUUAGGUGGGGGUCAACGCCGUUGACCGGUGGUGGUGGUGGUUCGGGUCAACCUACUAGAACUAGAGGUGUAUCUGGAAGAGGUCUUUUCGAGACGCCAAUGCCGGUUUACAGACGCGGUAGCCGGAGUCAGAAUACGCCGCCGUCUGGUAACAGUUCCAGGCGAGGUAGAGGCGGACGAACCGGGCCCCGUGGUGUGUUACCGGCUUGGUAUCCGCGUACGCCUCUUGGAGACAUUACUCAUGUUGUUAGGGCGAUUGAGAGGAGAAGAGAGCGAAUGGGAGAUGGUGUGGGCCGCGUUUUGGGAAGCCCGAUACCGAUACGGAUGGAUCAUCAGCCUGCUGAUCAAGAUACGUCGCCAUCUGAUGCUCAGCUCGAGCGUGAUCUUUCGUUUGUGACCCCAAAGCCUAAAGUCGGAUCGAAAAUGUUCAAACAGUCUGUGUUGGGACGGGUUCCUUUGAUAUUAACCACCGUUGCUAAUCAAUGUGAAGGAGAGUCGGAGCUGCAGACGCCACAAAAGAGGCUCCUAAACUCGAUUGAAAUCGUUGAGAAAGUAGUGAUGGAAGAACUGUAUAGGUUGAAGAGAACUCCGAGUGCUAAACGGGCCGAGAGGGAGAAACGGGUCAAAACGUUAAUGUCGAUGCGAUAAAGAAGGGUUGGGGUGCAAAGUUCAACUCUUGUUGAGCAGGAUGAAGAUGGAUGAUUCAGUUAGGUGUGUAUGAUUGAUCAUCUGCUGAUGAUUGGGCUUAUUAGUAGUUUGCUAAUUGGUUCCCUUUUUUUCUUAAAAGGUUUAGUUUUGCUUUUGCUUUUGGUUUAGAUAACUGCUGAUGAUGAUAUUUCUUGUAUCCAUAGGCCUUUAUUUUGUACUGACAAUGAUUAAAAGUAUUGAUUUGAGUAAUAAAUUUCUUAAAUGCUGGUCGAU
Molecule: messenger RNA, 1225 nt
Organism: Helianthus annuus (common sunflower)
Lineage: Eukaryota; Viridiplantae; Streptophyta; Magnoliopsida; Asterales; Asteraceae
Product: protein POLYCHOME
Exons: 3
Coding region: 170-952 (260 amino acids)
Biological process (GO): regulation of nuclear division; negative regulation of ubiquitin protein ligase activity
Cellular component (GO): nucleus
Source: RefSeq, a predicted model, not a curated record